AUGAAAGACGCCGCAUCACUCCCUCCACCUCCCGGACUUUCAGGAGGCAUUUGGGGAACCACGACUUAUGUUGGACCACUCACCUUUGCUUGCGCCGUAGCAUCCAUUCAAACUAUCAUUGGAUGGAUUAUCAUCUUGUUGUUUUGCCCCGUCGACAAGAUGGAUGUCUACAAGGUAGAAGACAAGCUUUACACUGCCGAUGGCAAACUCUACAAGGCGGCUUCGACUCACAACUUUGCUGUCAGCAAGUCGGAGCAUGUGGUUGGUGGAGUUCCACCCGGUUGCUCUCCCAAGAACACUGGAAGCUGGGGAACCACCCAACACGUCGGGCCUCUCACUUGGGCGGUGGCCAUUUGCGCCUUGCCUACGGUCAUUGGAUCUAUUCUUAUUCUACUUUUCAUGCCCUUGGAUAAUGACGAUGUCUACAAGGAGGGAGAUGCCUUGUAUCUCGCGGAUGGAACCAAGUUCAAGGCAGCUUCCGACAAGAACUUUGAUAUCCGUCGAUCGGCUCAUACUACAUCUGGCACACCCGAGGGUUUGAGUGGAGGAAGCUGGGGAACUACCACCUACGUUGGUCCCUUCACCUUGGCUUUAGCACUGGCAGCCCUGCCAACAGUAAUUGGCGCCAUUGUCAUUCUCUUAUUUUGUCCCUUGGACCAAGAAGAAGUUUACAAUGUGGACGAGAAGCUCUACCUUCCAUCUGGAAAGCUCUUCAAGGCAGCCUCCAAAAAUAAUUUCUUCAUUCGCAAGUCCGAGCAUACUGUCACCGGAGCACCCAAAGGCUUGAAGGGAGGUGAAUGGGGAACCACUACCCAUGUCGGGCCAUUGACGUUUGCUUUUGCAUUCGUGGCCCUUUGGAGUGGAGUUGGCUGGAUCAUUAUCUUGCUCCUCUUGCCAUUGGAUUCUGAAGAAGUCUACAAGGUGGACAACAAGUUGUACUUGCCAGAUGGCGAGCUUUACAAAGCUGUAUCGAAACACAACUUUCGCAAGAAGAACUCCAAGCAUGUUCGAGCAGAGAGGACUGAUGUUGAAAAAGCAGAUGGGGAAGAAGAAGAAGAAGUCCCAACUACGCUGGAGGAUGGUUCCAAAGCACUUGAAUGUUAG
This is a messenger RNA of Cylindrotheca closterium, 1104 nucleotides long. NCBI's taxonomy places the organism in Eukaryota, Bacillariophyta, Bacillariophyceae, Bacillariales, Bacillariaceae. The record is from the annotation of a GenBank genome assembly.